Cylindrotheca closterium is the source of this 291-nucleotide messenger RNA. The record is from the annotation of a GenBank genome assembly. Lineage: Eukaryota; Bacillariophyta; Bacillariophyceae; Bacillariales; Bacillariaceae.
AUGUCCGAUCAAGCAUCCCGAAGUCGAAACCAAGAACCAUUUUUGCUUCCAACCCAUUCUGCUGUCAUAAAUUUCCAUCUGGAAGAAAGUAACAAAGCAGUCCAAGAAAGCGAAAGCAUGGCUAAGAAUGGCAAGAUGAAGUCCAAGGCGGCCGAAGACACCAAGAAGACAAAGUCGGAUGCUGAGGCCAAGGGAGCCAAGGGCAAGAAAUCGGCUGCUGACAAGAAGUCAAAGCCUGCUGAGGACAAGAAGAAGAAGCCAGCUGGAGGCAAGAAAGGCAAAAAGCAAUAG